Molecule: messenger RNA, 234 nt
Organism: Necator americanus (New World hookworm)
Lineage: Eukaryota; Metazoa; Nematoda; Chromadorea; Rhabditida; Ancylostomatidae
Exons: 1
Coding region: 1-234 (77 amino acids)
Source: RefSeq, a predicted model, not a curated record
AUGAGGCCCUUGCCGGCUCGGCGAUCAGUCGCAGGCUCCUCCGAUAUUACAGCAGCCACAGCCUGCCGGCCAGCUCCACCUCCACCCGCUGCCACCGCCACCGCCGCCGCCGCCGUCGCCGCCGCCGCCGCUGGGAACAGCUCUUGUCGUCGCGGCGGCGGUGCUGCCAUCGACGUCACGCUGCCAUACAUCUCACCUGAACGCAAUUCACCUACCAUCAGCUUCUUCGAGUGA